This is a messenger RNA of Symsagittifera roscoffensis, 821 nucleotides long. RefSeq names its product tetratricopeptide repeat protein 36-like. The coding region runs from base 68 to 640 and encodes 190 amino acids. NCBI's taxonomy places the organism in Eukaryota, Metazoa, Xenacoelomorpha, Acoela, Convolutidae. The transcript is spliced from 4 exons. Gene Ontology annotation, molecular function: protein binding. Gene Ontology annotation, biological process: cilium assembly. The record is from RefSeq and is a predicted model, not a curated record.
CUAAUUGUUGUGAUAAACUUAUUAAAUAGUUGAAUUUGUGUUUUGCUUCAUUGAGUUAUCUUUCAACAUGUUGUACAGUGACGAAGCUAUUGUACAUGCCAUCACCAAUCCCAACGAGCCGUUUGGUUCUUCUAUACGCCUGGAUUCGGAAGUUAAAAACUAUAAAUCAUGCUCGUUUUGCAAGCCUUUCAACGAGGGCGAUGAGAGGUUGUUUGAACUUUUGAAUAGAGAACGAGAAGCCAUCAAACAAGCUGAAGAAGGUCAAUUGAAUGAUGCCUUGAAGACUCUAAACGACAUAAUCUGCGACCACAAGGACUACGCCUCAGCUUACAACAACAGAGCUCAGAUCAAACAGCUGCUGCAAGAUAGGGAAGGGGCGCUAGAAGACCUGAACUGUGCUAUUGGGAUAUCAAAGGGCAAGGGAGCUGUUGCUGCUCUGGCUCUAACACAGCGAGGAUGUCUGCAUCGAUUUGAAGGCCAUGAUGAUCUAUUCCUGAAAGAUUUGGAAGAAGCUGCAGCUCUCGGAAAUCCAAUCGCGAAGAAACUCGUUGUCCAGUUGAACCCGUAUGCAGCACUCUGCAAUGACAUGUUAACAGUAAUGCUGCAGAAGUGCGUCGAUGGAGAACAGAUGUACUCGUAGCUUACGGGCUUCCAUCUCAUCAAUUUUGUGUGAUCAUGACAAUGCUUUCAGUUAAAAUAUCAAGGCUUAUUUGAAAUGAUCUCGGGAAUUGUAAAGAAAUGAAUUUAUUUAAUUUAGAUAGAACGUUUUGUAAAACAUAUCUCAGGUUUUUCAUUUGUGAAAAAUUGUUUUUGGUUUGAAA